ACAAUUUUUUAUAUUAUUUUUCAUUUAAAUUAUUUUUCAUCAAAAGAUAUAAAAAUAUGAUUUCCUCAAUAGCAUCAUCAUCAUCAUCUUCAAAUCUUAAUGCUUUAACAUCUUCAAGUGGAAAUUUUUCCAUUACUGGAAAUGAAUCUGAGUCAACAUUGAAUAUUCGUGAAAAACAAAAAGAUGCAUUGAAAAAAAUGCUUAAUCUCAAUACUCCCUUACCGAUGAAUUCAACGGCUAAUGAACCCGUUUGGAAACUUUUUAUCUAUGAUCGUUAUGGACAAGAUAUUGUUUCACCGCUGAUGAAUAUAAAAGAAUUACGGGAAUUCGGUGUCACACUUCAUAUGCAAUUGCACAGCGAUCGUGAACCUAUCCCCGAUGUACCGGCUGUCUAUUUUGUUAUGCCAAACGAUGAAAACAUUAUGCGUAUUUGCCAGGAUUUUCGUAAUCAUCUCUAUGAUCAUUAUCAUCUCAAUUUUAUUUCUCCAAUUUCUCGUGCUAAACUCGAAGAACUAGCAACUGCUGCAUUACAGGCCAAUUGUGUAACUAACAUUUCCAAAAUCUAUGAUCAAUAUCUUAAUUUCAUUUCUCUGGAAGAUGAUGUAUUUAUAUUGAGACAUUCGGAUAAAGACAAGAUUUCAUUCUAUGCUAUAAAUCGUCCUGCAAAUCAAGAGCCGGAAAUAGAAUCUAUUAUGGAUCAGAUUGUUGAUAGUCUUUUUUCAUUUUUUGUAACAUUGGGUGUUGUUCCAAUUAUACGAACACCUAAAGGAAAUGCAGCCGAAAUGGUGGGAGAAAAAUUAGACAAAAGAAUUCGUGAAAACUUACGCGAUACGAAGAAUACCGUUUUUAAUGGUUCAGAUAUUCAACGGUUAGGAGUUUCUUCUUUGUCAUUGAUGUUCACAAGGCCUUUGUUGAUUAUUCUUGAUCGUUCAUUUGACAUGGCUACUCCGCUAUUGCAUUCUUGGACCUAUCAAUCUCUCAUACAUGAUGUAUUGGAUUUUAAAUUAAAUCAAGUUUUCAUUGAUGAAUCUAACUCAUCCAAUAGUAAUGAUAAUCAAAAAGUGAUGAAAAAAUCUAAAAUGACUGCCUAUGAUCUAAGUAGCCAGGAUAAAUUCUGGAAUCAACAUAAAUGUAGUCCAUUUCCACAGGUUGCUGAAUCAAUACAAGAAAAAUUAGAUUCAUAUCGUUCAUCAGAAGAAGAAGUGAAGCGUCUUAAAUCGGAAAUGGGUCUCGAUGGAAACAUACCAGAUUCGGCCAUUUCAUUGUUAACGGAUAACACGCAUAAAUUGAAUAGUGCUAUAAAUACAUUACCAAAUCUUUUGGAAACUAAACGAAUAAUCGAUCUACAUACAACGGUGGCCAGUGCAAUAUUAGAAUAUAUCAAAAAUCGAAAACUAGAUGUUUUUUUUGAAAUAGAAGAAAAAAUUAUCGCAUCGAAAGGGCAUUUAGAUCAGAAAUCUGCUUCAACUCCUUUGGAAUUGAUACGUGAUCCAAACGCAGGAACGCCAGAAGAUAAAAUGCGUUUAUUCAUAAUUUAUUACCUGCAUCAUAAUUUUACCGAUGCAGAAUUUGAACAGUAUGCUGUUGAAUUACGUAAUGUUGGUUGUGAUCUAUCGCCAAUCGAAUACGUGAAACGAUGCAAAUUCCUCGCUAAUCCGGCCUCAUCCCCAGUAUCUUCAUCGAAUCAAAAUGUUGACAGUAUAUUUCAAAGCCUUGGUGGUGGUACUAAAACUGUAAAUAUGUUUUCAAAACUCAUGUCACAAGGAUCACAAUUUGUCAUGGAAGGUGUUAAAAAUUUGGUCGUCAAAAAACAUACACUACCUAUUACACGUGUGACGGAUGCAUUAAUGGAAGCCAAAUCGACGCCAGAAACUGACGAAUUCCGAUAUUUUGAUCCUAAAGUAUUGGCUAAAGCACAAAAUCUUUAUGGUGAAGAUGGUGGAACAUUUGGAUCUUCAUCUUCGCCAUCAAAAAACCCAUUUCAAGAUGCAAUCGUAUUUGUUGUGGGCGGCGGUAAUUAUAUUGAAUACCAGAAUUUGGUCGAUUAUUGUAAAACAAAAUCAAAAUCAUCACCGAAACGUAUCAUCUAUGGUUCAACCGAAAUAUCAAAUGCGCAACGAUUUUUAUCACAAUUGAAAAAAUUGACCAAUGAAAUGAUCUAGAUUUUUUUUUCUUUCGUUUACUUUUAAAUAAUCAAAUUUAAAAAUUUU
This is a messenger RNA of Dermatophagoides pteronyssinus (European house dust mite), 2210 nucleotides long. It is a transcript of the gene Slh, whose product is annotated as sec1 family domain containing Slh. The record is from RefSeq and is a predicted model, not a curated record. NCBI's taxonomy places the organism in Eukaryota, Metazoa, Arthropoda, Arachnida, Sarcoptiformes, Pyroglyphidae. Gene Ontology annotation, biological process: vesicle-mediated transport.